CAUAAUAAUGAAGAUUUUGAUAUACAGUUCAUGCAGAGAGCUUUCUAAGACUAAGGCUUUUGAGAAGGCAGUUUUAGCUGCAUUUCAAGAACUAAAUAUUAAGAACACUUGCCCCUUCGAAGUGGUUAAAAGGGACAAGCAUAAUGUUGAUGAUUAUUUGUUCGAGACAGGGACAGAUUUUGCUAAUCCAGAUGCAAUCAAGAAGUUUGAAGCAAUUGAUGUCGUUUUCAUGGUUGGUGACCCUUCUCAGCUACCUUGGCAGCAUAAAAACGCCAAGACUGCUAUUUUGUUCAAGAUGGCUAAAGCUAAGAAACUGUUAUUCGUUAGUGGAACUGGUGUAAAUUUCCUUGUUUAUUACUGAGCUACAAGUUUUGCAAAUCUUCAUGUGUUGAAUAAUAAUGAAAAGGGAACACCUCUUGACAAGAUCCAUCAGUUUGAAAUAACUGAAAAAUGAAUUGAAAGCACAAGUGAUAGACGGAUUGGUCGGAUUCCAGUAUUUUUAGACAGCUCUACUGGAGAUUACUAUAAAUAUAAGCAACAGAAAGAUGAAUGGGUUUCUAUCGGCAACGUCGGAAUGCACAAUCCUCAGUCUAGUUCUUCUAAAGUUAACUACAGUAGCUUGAUUGAGCAAAAGCAGAAGAGUAAAGAUAGCUAUAGUUCUGAUGGGAUAUCUCAAUAUUCUAAGAAUAUAUGCAAGGUUAAAUAAAGAGUACAGUCAAAAUUACUUGUUUGCUUCUGUUGAAAAUGAGUUUGCUCUUCCUCCAUCUUAUGGAUGGGUUCCUCAUCCAACAAAUAUCACAAAUAUAAAUCAUGUGUUGAAUAAUUACACUGUACUGGCAAGUUGUGAGAAUCAGCCAUUGGUUUUAUUCCAUUUAAACACAGUUGGAACACAUUUCGUAGUAGAUCAGAGGUUCCCAGCAACUUAUCAGAUUUUGAGGAACUUUAUAUUCAAUUGAUAUAAUACUCUUUUUGCUAAAUAAAGAGGACUCCAGAGUUAAGGUUGAUCAUACCGAAAAAUACUUAGUUGAGUACCAAAGAUUGAGUUCAUCUCCUGAAGUUAAUAAGUCUGCAUUACAGAGAAUUCAAAUGUCACGGAUUUUAACUCCUGAUUUGAAGAAGAAUUAUACAUUUAAGGAAGGGAAAAAAUCCCAAAAGCAUCUCAGAAACCAAGCUACGUUUACAAAAAGUUUUAUGCACUCUGGAAUGUCUUCUUCUAAGAGAUUCGGAAUAUUGGUUGUUGAAAAUAACAGUAUUAAUAAAUCUGCAAUAAAGGCAACUCAUUGAUCAUCCUUGACCAAGAUAUCAAAGUCAGACAUCGUUUCUGACAUCAGUAACUGAUAUGGAUCAGUCAGGAUUGCUAAACCAAGCCAGAGGCGCCAGACUAGCUCCAUAGGGAUGCAACAAAUUUCAUCUGCUCUUUCAAAUCGAGUCAGGAAUUUCUCAACAAGGUCUUCAAGAACAAAGUCUCAACUCUUCACAAAAUGCUCAAAAAAAUUUGAGGAUAACAAAAAUUGCUUAUCCCAGACAAGAUUGGAUCAGAAGAGGUUCCAGGAAUUUAAGGCUGACCUGACCAAGAAGAUCAUCAAAGAUGAGUCCAAUAUCGAUGUUUCAAAUUUGCUAGACAAUACCUCAGUUCCUGAAUCAAUAAAGAUUGAAGUUGAGGAGAAGAAGAAUGCAAGAAAGCCUAAGCUGAAGUUGUCUAAAACAAACAAAAAUCAAGUUAAAAGGAGAAUAAAGCUCUCCUUGGCUAGUAUUGAGUCAAAAAUUCAGCAGAUUAAUCAAAGAGAUAUCUGUUCUGCCUCACCGAACAGGAAGUUUUGAAAAAGAAGCAGUAAGAAUCAGAAGAAAUGAUCUGUUAUUGACAUUAGUAUUACUUCGAAUGGUUUAUGUGACCUUUCACAUGACGAGAGAAGAUCAAUCUUGAUUGAUAGGCUAAACCAGAACUCUAUUCGGGCUAAGAAACGAAAUCUUAGUAAUAAGAAAAUUAAUGAGAUUUUUGAGGAAAAUUAUCUGCUUGAGAACCUCCUCAUGAACCCUCCAGAACAAAAUAUUCCUAAGACUGAAAAGAAUGACAAAAAGUGUCGAAAAAAUGGCAAAAUUAAGAUAAAGCUGUUACCUGGGCAUCUCAAAAUGAAUCAGUCGCUGAAGAAACUGUACAACUCUGUCUGUAAAAAUAAAAAAACCUUAAAACCAAAGUUUUAUAGCAGAUAUAAGGAUUUUGAGGCCAUGCCUCAAUACGACUUUGACAAACCAGUUGUGAGAUGUUCUGGCCCUUAUGAAGUUAAGGAGCAGAAACAGCCAUUUAAGCGAUUUGUCACUGCAUUUGCUCCAAGAAAUUACACACCUUCUGAAGGAUUAUGAGUAAACAGAGACCCAUCAGAUCCUCCUAUGUUACAUAAAUUCAGAGACAUUGUGAAACAAAAGUGGGUUCACUCAGAUGGGUUCAAAAUUUAAUAUGAAUAAC
Moneuplotes crassus is the source of this 2464-nucleotide messenger RNA. NCBI's taxonomy places the organism in Eukaryota, Ciliophora, Spirotrichea, Euplotida, Euplotidae. The record is from the annotation of a GenBank genome assembly.